UCAUAUAAAAUGAAUAAUAAAAUAAAAGCAAAAUAAUAAUAAAACGACUAUUAUAGUAUUAUAAGUGUACGUACCAAAAGUAAGAUUAUUUUUAUCGAUUAACUUCUCGGAACAAUAUUCUUAUCUUCACGACGGACAAAAGGGAUAGGUCACAGGUAGCCGAAACCCGGUCGUCGCCAAGCCGCACAAUACGUAGUAUUUCGUACUGACGGUAAAUAAUUAUUAUAAAUAAAUUCAUUUAAACUCAACAUUUUUUUUUUUUUAAUCCUUUCUUAUUUAUUUUACGGUAUGUUUGACAGUGGUUAGAGCUUCGUUUUCGUUACCGCAAAUAACGCCGCGGUCGAUACCAAGGUCGGUCGUCCAAUAGGGAUAUUAUGUCGUAGACCGUGUUCUAUGAUUGUAGAAAUAUCGGUCGCACAACUCCUCUCAUAUUAAAUAUUUAAAUCGCUUUAAACCACAGUUGUAGGUAUACGACCGUGCAGCUGAUGACGUGACCGAUUUUUUUCCCGUUCCGUUUCCGAUAACAAAACGCGAGACUAACUAUAUUUUAAUCGUAGUGAUGGUUAAAAUCGAAAACGAAGUCGUGUCGUUAAAUGGUCAGAAACUACGAGUCGCGACUUAUGAGUAAUAUUAUUACAACAAUAAUAGGCACGUCGCCGACCCGCCGUCCGUGGCCCAUCCCGUCCCGUGAAACGCGUUCAGACGUCCUUGAGUCGGCCUUAUGACGUAGUCGCACAACAAUUUGUGAUAACCCGAUGGCACGUCCCGAUAACAAUGACGCAUGCGUUCAACUCGUCUUGUAGGUAUAAUAUUCUACUACCGUUGUGCAAACUGUUGAAUGUUUUUAAUUUUUCUCCGAACAGUUGAACGGUUCGUACCGUUCAGAGUCUCAUACUCGCUUGGCGUUUGUCGUCGAUCGUCGCGCGCGUGCUAGAGCUGCCACCUGUUUGGGAAAAAGCCGGACCGUUGCUGGUUUGUCUCAUUUGUGCAUUGUGCAGCUGUACUGUUGGACGACGACGGUCGUCGUUUACAAUUUGCUCGUUACCGUUGAAGCCGAAGAGUGUCGCGCCAUUCCCUUCGACGUCACACGUGUCGUAUUUUGGUAGACACGUUUAAAGCGACCGCCCGCCGCCACUAUUAAUUAAACCGUUUUCCAAUAUGGCUUCAACAAACUCGAGCAAACUCGGUAGAGAAUGGGAUCUUUCGGCGUACGAAUUGCAGAGAACUCCCCAUGAAGUUAUUACAGAUGAUACAGAAAUUGCUGUACCCUUGCGGAGUCUGGAAAGAGAAGUGAUGUGUCCGAUUUGUUUAGAUUUGUUGAACAAGACGGUGGCAACCAAAUGUCUCCAUAGAUUUUGUUCUGAAUGUAUUACAACUGCACUUCGUUCUGGCAAUAAAGAAUGUCCUACUUGUCGUCAAAAAAUAAAAUCGAAACGAUGUGUUCGACGUGACCCAGGUUUUGAUGAUUUAAUAACUUCAUUUUAUCCAAAUCGUGAAGAAUACUAUGCUUAUCAAAGAAAUUUUAUCGAGAAAAUCAAAAAGAAUCAAAGUCAAGAUAAUCUGAUACAGUCUAUAAAUGAAGGAUUAAAAAUGCAACAAAAAAAGCGUUCAUACCAGACUAAAAAGAAACGAAGCUUACAGCAAACUGAAAGCAACUCAUCAAAUACUUUGACACCAUCAACAUCAAGUAAGAUGAAUGUCAAAUCGACAGAAUCAACAGUACAAGCAAAUGAAAUAAAAAAAAAGUUGAAAAUACUUAAUUCAUCAUCUUCAAUCCCCAAUAUUAUUGAACGUAGUGAUGCGUCUGUUGGUGUGUCAUUAAGUGAUCUGGAAUUGGUGCUAAAACCUCAUCCUAAGAAAAUGUUGAAUAAUAAUGGACUAGGAAAUAAAUCAAGCCAAACCGAUCUACGUUAUCUAAAAGUACCACCUUCUACAACUGUUAAACACUUGAGUAGUUAUUUAACUAUGCGGUUCAAUUUAGACCACGAUGAAGACUUUGGAAAUAAUCAAAUGAAGGUUUUAUUCUACAUUUUAUAUGAUGCUGAUCAAUUGGUACUCCUUAAUGACAAUAUGACAUUUCAAAAUGUUCAAAAGACAUUUUGGAAUUUCAAGAAAGAAAAACCUAUAGAAAUCUUUUAUUCCUAUAAUUAAAUUUAUAUUAGUUAUAAAUAUACAAUAUUUAUAAACCAUAAUUAAACUUUAUUAUUUGUAGUUAUUUGGGUUGAAUAACUUGUUAGUUGUGUUGAAUUUUAAAG
This is a messenger RNA of Aphis gossypii (cotton aphid), 2255 nucleotides long. Its product is annotated as E3 ubiquitin-protein ligase RING2-like. Bases 1159 to 2151 code for a protein of 330 amino acids. Gene Ontology annotation, cellular component: PcG protein complex; ubiquitin ligase complex. Gene Ontology annotation, molecular function: chromatin binding; ubiquitin protein ligase activity. The record is from RefSeq and is a predicted model, not a curated record. The transcript is spliced from 4 exons. Lineage: Eukaryota; Metazoa; Arthropoda; Insecta; Hemiptera; Aphididae.